UCUGACCACAAGACACGUCCCAUAAUGCCUUGCGGCACGUCAAUAUGGCGAUGCCCGUGUGCAGGUGCCGGAAUCUGUACGGAUCGGAAUGAAAAAUAAGCAUGUAAUUUAACUGACAUAUCUAGAGUCCAGAUAAAACCAUUAUGUGGCAAAUAUGAGAGCGCUGUUUACAGUUUGUAAACGUCUGAGUGAAAAGGCACUUGUGGGUCCAUCUCCGACCCUGAGCUGGGUGCCUCGGCGCCCGCGGUCAGUCGGGGGAAUCCCCGCCUGCAACCCUUCGGCCAGACGGCUUGUGUUCAGUCCGUCAUCCGAGGUGCUGGAGAAGCUGCGAGGGCAUGUGGAGGUGAGGGAGAACUUCAUCAGCGAAGAGGAGGAGAGGGCUUUGCUCAGGGAGCUGGAGCCGGGGCUCAAGAAGAAGCGAUACGAGUUUGACCACUGGGACGAUGCGAUUCACGGCUACCGGGAAACGGAGCGACUGCGAUGGGGCCCCGAGUGUCAGGCGAUACUGGAGCGUCUCAGGAGUGCGGCUUUCCCGCAGGGCAGUCAGCAGCUCGGCCCCGUGCACGUCCUAGAUCUUGACCAGAAAGGGUACAUAAAGGCGCAUAUUGACAGCGUGAAGUUCUGUGGCAGCACUAUAGCUGGAGUGAGUUUGCUGUCAGACAGCGUGAUGCGACUGGUCAGCGAGGAUAACGUGGAACACUGGGCGGACCUGCUUCUGCUAAGGCGAUCUCUGUACAUCAUCAGGGACCGGGCAAGAUACAAGUUCACACACGAGGUGCUGAAAGACGAGGAUUCGUUCUUCUUAGGGGAGAGAAUACCCCGGGACCGCCGCAUUUCAGUAAUUUGCCGGAACCUUCCUGCCUGACGCGAGAGAGAUGGGGACAUAUUUCAGUGCAGCACAGCUUUUAUUGAUUUGUAAUGCCUAUAUUUAAAGAUAAAGAAAACUCUACCGAGCUGGAUAUAUUUGAAUUAGUGAUUAUUGCUAUUUAAAUUGUAUUGUAUCCGAUGUUUAUUUUUUCAUUUGAAUUAAAUAAAAAUGGUUAUUGUAGACAA
Messenger RNA from Paramormyrops kingsleyae, 1053 nucleotides. RefSeq names its product alkB homolog 7 (gene alkbh7). The record is from RefSeq and is a predicted model, not a curated record. Lineage: Eukaryota; Metazoa; Chordata; Actinopteri; Osteoglossiformes; Mormyridae. Gene Ontology annotation, cellular component: mitochondrial matrix. Gene Ontology annotation, biological process: DNA damage response; fatty acid metabolic process.